This is a messenger RNA of Cynoglossus semilaevis (tongue sole), 3568 nucleotides long. It is a transcript of the gene pgrmc2, whose product is annotated as progesterone receptor membrane component 2. NCBI's taxonomy places the organism in Eukaryota, Metazoa, Chordata, Actinopteri, Pleuronectiformes, Cynoglossidae. Bases 189 to 794 code for a protein of 201 amino acids. The transcript is spliced from 3 exons. The record is from RefSeq and is a predicted model, not a curated record. Gene Ontology annotation, cellular component: endoplasmic reticulum; endomembrane system; membrane.
ACCCAUAAAUAACUUUUAGUGACUCUGCAAUAAUACUUAACAUCAUAUUUGUUGUUGAAAACCCACGUGGUUUGCCAGUGAAGCUAUGGCACACAGUGUGUGCCCAAGUGUCUGACCUCAACUGUAAGUGCACGUUUUCCUGCGGUCAGUGAAGGCAGCACAGUUCAGGGGCGGGUAAUCCUUGCAGUAUGGCGGACGAUGGAGACAGUUGGAGCGGAGCAGUUGACAGCAGCAAUAUCGGCGGCCAGGAGGCAACGGCAGCGGGGUCGAACGGGUUCGGCCUAGGCGCCAUGUUGCUAAAUAUCAGUAUCGUGGUAGUGGCGCUGGUGGUGUGCGUGGUGCUGUACCGGCGGUGGGGUAGGAAACUCGUUUCUUACGCGGCCCAAGGCGACGCGGCCUCGGCGCUUCCCAAGAUGCGGAGACGGGACUUUACCCUGGAGCAGUUGCGGGAGUUCGACGGGCUCCAGAACCCGCGCAUCCUGAUGGCCGUAAACAUGAAAGUGUUCGACGUAACCAGUGGGAAGAACUUUUACGGAAAAGAUGGUCCUUAUGGCAUUUUUGCAGGACGAGACGCAUCAAGAGGCCUGGCCACUUUCUGCCUGGAGAAAGAUGCCUUGAGGGACGAGUAUGACGACCUUUCGGACCUCACUGCUGUGCAGAUGGAGAGUGUCAGGGAGUGGGAGAUGCAGUUCAUGGAAAAAUACGAUUAUGUUGGCCGGUUGCUGAAGCCUGGAGACGAGCCAUCAGAAUACACUGAUGAGGAGGACAUAAAGGACCACCUGAAACAUGACUGAGCGGUUCCAUUGACUCAACCAAAGCCAAGAGCCCCUGAAACAGCUGCGACAGGACGCCCCUAUCCCCCAGAGCUGCCCCAUCCUGUACCUGCUAUCAACAGCCCCCCAUCAAACCGCUCCUGAAUCUGUCCAGAACUUUGGGCGGUGGUCAAACAGAAAAAGACGAGAUCCUCAAAAUCCUCCCUCAUUAUCAACUGACAAACAGCAAAUAAAACCCUUCAAAGAGGCAGCAAACAGAUGUCAGGGACGGGGCAGUGAGCUCACCACAGGAAACCAACCUAAGCGGAACCAGAAAUAUAUUUUCAGGGAGGCAGAGGUUUAAAAGCUGCUGGCAGAAUUUAGUCAGAAACAGGCUGGUCUCAGGCCAGAUUUCUCUCUUUAUCUGUGGCUUAGUCACUUCACAUCAGGAGCCGCUUCAGCUUCAGACAGCGUAUCUAUCUAUCUAUCAUUCAGUCGGUCACUCAGUCAUUUGUGUGUUGUGUUUAAAGCAGAGAGGGCAGCAAUGUUGCGGUCUUACCAAAGGUAACAGGCAGGUGUUGCAUUUUCCUGUUGUGUUUUUGUAGUGUAUGCACUACUAGUUUUCUUUGUUUGUCACCAUGUGAUUUAAUUGAAUAGCAUAUAGGGAGAGAUGCUGGGAGGGGGUUGUUUUUGUUGUUUUUUGAGCAGGAUUGGAAGGGGCAGGGGGACAAAGAUCCUGCCACACAAACUUGUUUUUUCAAUCACAUCACACAGAUUGAUGGGGAAACAAAGGGAAGGUCAUGAAAGUCCUAAAAAGAAAUCAAUCGACUCAAUUGUUUACAUGCCUCAGAUGCUAGCUGCAAGUCUGUAGAUUCCCCUGAGAAAUGGUCCAAGUAUUAAUCGUGCCUUAUUUCGUUUGUCGUGUCCAGUCAUGAUGAGUGUGACGGAAAAUAAAUCGAAAAGGGGCAGAGGUGUCGCUCGGUUUUCCCUGUAGGCUUAGAGGAGAUGUUAAUGUUUAUGUUGGGGGGGCGGGCUGUCACUUUUUAGCCAAAUAAAUUAAUGUUAUGAUCAUAUUUGCCUCUGACUAUCUGAAGUAGUGACCUUGGGAUCCAGCAGGAGGUGCUCUUACCAUUGAGGUAAACCUUUACAGAUAUAUUGGACCAGUUUUAUUUACAUUUCUGUAGCUAAAUGAUAGUAAUUGUCACCUGGAAUAAGUAGUUUUGGUGUAGUAUCAUUGUUGGCCACUGGAGGUCGCGUCACAAACUCACUUCCAUAUAUCCUUUCAACCAUUCUGAAAAAUGACACUUUUAUAAAGUGUUGCUAAAAGACAAACCUUUACAUUAGAUUUGCCAUACAUAUAGUUUUAGAUGCAUAACUGACAGUGGCCUGCAGGGGCAGGUGCCACAUUAUCACCAAUGGUAUCCACCGUCCGUUUCUGCAGUUAAUUUUUUGUGUUAUUCACCAAAUCUUCUGGUUGUUGACAUUGUGAUAGAAUCAGGUGUGAACAAAAGUUUGUCUUUUGGAGUGUAAGGACUUGUGUGUUUAGCUCCAACUAGCUUGUGUCACAAAAAGGUUACGUAGUGGUUAUCUUCUGCCAUGAACCCAUCACGCGCUGCAUCUCAAUGCUCCUCCGUCCUUGACUGUAUCAGGUCUUAACACUGAAGACGGGCUAUACCGUUAGAGCUCAGAUUACAUGAAUACAGCACGAUGUUCCUUGUUGUGGAGGCAGUGUCCACAUCAAUAAUGUCAGUUAAAGAAAGGUAGAUGAGUGGGGCGCUAAAUCUGUCACAUGAUUGAUCAGAGGCUUUUUGUGAUAGCAGCUCUUUAUGUGUUCUUAUGUGUGGCUUUUUGUCAAAAAACCUUUGCACAUCAUUUGGCCGAGAGUUAUCAGAACUAUCCAGCAGAGGGCACUGUACACACCGCUUAAACCUAGCUCCUCUCUUCGUCUGACAGUAAAUAUUCAGUGACGCUACCGUGUUGUUGUUGUCAGGAUAAAAGUAAAAUGAGCAGACAGAAGUGUCUGAGGAGCAGCAUAUUUUCGAGUAAUACAGAACCGGGGAGUUUCACUACUUUGGUCAUUUGAGGUAAAAACAAAACAUAACAGCUGGUGUUUGUGUGACCUUUUGUGAUCUAUUUGGUAAAAGUGACAGUCCUUUGUUGAUUCCGUUGACCUUUUAAGAGAAAUGGGCAUCCUGAAAAAUGUGUGAGAUUCUUGACUGACUUUGGUUUAAAACUGUGUCUCAACACUUCUCAAGUGUUGAGAUCAUUGUCGGCUCUGUCCGUUUCAUUUACAAGGUCAAUGGAUCAUUGGUCCUCACACAGAGUGUGAUUUUUCUGCUCCUGCUCUUUGUAAAUAGUUGUUCUAAAUCCUUCAGUGUUACUGCCAUACUUCUGUAGAUGAUGAACUCCAUAUACGUGUUCAGUGCUAUGUCGUAUCGGCCAAACCCGCCAAGGUUUAGGUUUUUGUUUCUUUCUUGUUUUCUGAACCUUCUGGUUAAAUUUAAAAAAAUGUAAAAGUAAUAAAACAAUUUAAAAAAAAGAUAGGAGAGUUGCUAAGUGCUGCAGGGCCAGACCGGGAGCUUAUGUUGUUUUUUUGUUUUGUUUUGUUUUGUUUUUUUCAAGCCAUUGCUUUUCCUGUAAAUAUAGCUAUCCUUUUAUUAAAGGCAUGUGCAACAACAACGUGAGCUAUGCUGGAAUUCCCACCACGUCAUGUAUUUAAAUGUCAGGCUGUGUGAGAAAGUGUGUGUGUGUGUAUGUGUGGGUCUGUGUGACAGAAGGGGUUUGUUCAAAUGGAAUAAACUGAUUUGAUUCAUAAA